Messenger RNA from Notolabrus celidotus (New Zealand spotty), 1649 nucleotides. RefSeq lists its product as uncharacterized. The transcript is spliced from 8 exons. Bases 533 to 1318 code for a protein of 261 amino acids. The record is from RefSeq and is a predicted model, not a curated record. NCBI's taxonomy places the organism in Eukaryota, Metazoa, Chordata, Actinopteri, Labriformes, Labridae.
GACUGUGUUUAUUAGUGGACAGCAUCUUUUCUUUGAGGCUGCAUCCUCCCCAGGUGAUGAUGCUGAGAUCUCCAUCCCAAAGCAUGACAUCAUUCGCGCUCAGUUUGUGAAUGUGGAAGAAGAGGGGGGCGUUCAAUACUGCAAAUCACAGACUGUGGUUGCACGGCUGUUGUUGCAAAGGGCGUGGGCAUUGUUUUAUUUCAUACUUCAGUCUUUUCCACACAGCGAGCCUUCAUGGAUCUCCCGGGGUAAUGGGAUAUAUAUUCUCCACCACCUCGCUGCUGUGCGUGAGCAUCGUCACCUGCUUGAAAUCGACGAAUAACGGAUGAUUCUCGGUGUUUAUUCAGCCUGCAGGAGCGACUGGUACUCGAACGCACCACUUGCGGUAGAUAGACCGUAUAAAAUGCCUUGAAAUUCAAAUGGAUGAUAAAAAAAAUCUGUAUAAGGAUAUCUCCUUUAGCAUUCACGCGCCUUAUAUGGCUUUGAUCAGCUGUAUAUAUUUAGGAGAAUAGUUUGAUGAUCAGUCAGAGAGAUGGCAGUGAGCAUAACAGAGCCGCUCUGCCUGCCUUGCGUUUAUCAUGCAGCCUUUAAAGUGGAGCUACAGGUGAAGAGACCUCUGAUGCCGGUCCAGCUGAGUCCAGAGCAGGUGGGCCUGGAGAUGUUGUGUCUGUGUGGGCAGCUGGAUCUCCUCAUCAGGGCACAGAUGCAGCAGUUCCAGGAGCAGUUAGGACAAGGCUGCAGCCCAGAGGAGUCAGACACUUUCCAGACUCAAGGAUCAGAUAUUCUUGACCAGAUGCUGCAGUGCCUUGAACACCUACCAAAGCCUAUGCCACAGCUAGAGGACUACCUGGACCUGACGGGUCUCUCAGUAAUGUUUCCUCGGGUGGAGGUGUUUCUCAUUCAAGGCAGCCCGGUGGAGAUGCUGGAGAGGCCGCCAAUGGAUGAAUACUUCUUCCACAUAGCCAGACUGAACCAGCUCCUGGUGCUGAGUCAACAGCUAGAAGAAGAUAUCCGACAUCUUGGAAGUCAUAAAUACAUCGCCCACCAGCUCUCAGUCAUAUAUCAAGUGGUCAGCUCUUUCAGAGGGAUUCAGGCUUUCUCUGACAUAAAGAAAGACAUUGAGGCCAACUUCAAACAGAUGAAACAGUGUCUGGUGGCCGAGGAAGGCUCCAGGCAUGAACCUCAGCUGGCUGCUCACUACAUCAACUGGAUAUUAGAGAUAACUCAAAUCUUAACAUCCACGGUGUUGUCUCUACCGGAGGAGCUGACAGAUGACAUUCACCAGGCCGUGACCUUCGUGUCUCAGUAUCUGUCCUGACUGAGUGACCCUGAAAAACGCCUCUGUGUCUAUGAACCUAUGAACCCUAAUGUUUUGAUGCACCAGGUUUCUCCAGGAGUACCCUGCUCCUACAUGAACUGAGUUAGUAACGACUGUGAAAAGGUGCUACAACAUUUUAUGAACCUGAUUCAUGUUGGGAUUUGAGAGCCUACUUUAUUUACAACUCAUGUAGGUUUUUAUAAUGUCCUCAUGUAUGCUGUUUGGAGAUGAAUGUAAACCUGGUGAAUCCCUCCUUGCACUACUGGUAUAACUACUGUUAUGAAUUCCUUUUAUACUUAAAGUGGAAAAGUAAAGUUAAAUGCAAUAGAGA